This is a messenger RNA of Bradysia coprophila, 2252 nucleotides long. RefSeq names its product nucleostemin 2 (gene Ns2). Gene Ontology annotation, cellular component: nucleolus. The record is from RefSeq and is a predicted model, not a curated record. Gene Ontology annotation, molecular function: GTP binding. NCBI's taxonomy places the organism in Eukaryota, Metazoa, Arthropoda, Insecta, Diptera, Sciaridae.
GCUCUUGUCAUGUUCAACACUUGUCACCUUUGACACACGUGCAGAACUGUGAGGUUGUGUAUUGUAUUUUCAUUGGUGCGACGAAACGUUUCCAGAAGCAAAAAAAAUUCGCUUCUCUCGAAACAACGCCGUGUCUGCGUGUUUAAAUAGUACGCACUGAUUGUUCGCGCAAAUUUUUGGAUUAAAUUAAUUUCGUGCAAAACAUACCUUGAAAUCGGACGUGGUGUGACGUUUCUCUUCGCACACACAACCAGAAGCAACCAAAAUGCCUAAGACACGUUCGACGACCGGAGCUCCUCGAAAGGAGGGCUUCAAUCGUUCAAAUCAUUCGAUGAACCCGGAACGGCUUACCGGUUCAUUGAAAGGCGUCUCCAAUCCUCGUACCAAAGGAACCAUCAAACGUCUGCAGAUGUACAGAAACUUUAAAGCCAAACGAGAUCGCAACGGUAAAAUUCUCGUCGCUGCACCAUUCCAAGGUUGGCUGGCAUCUGGCGCUGUGGCUCGAGUCGAACCAUCGCCGAAAUGGUUCAGCAAUUCCCGAGUUAUUUCGCAGACAGCCUUGCAGAAAUUCCAAACGGAAAUGGGAAAAGUGAAGAACGAUUCGUACCAAGUUGUGAUGAAGCCGUCCCAGUUGCCGAUUAGUUUACUGAACGAAUCGGCAAAGUAUCAGCGCGUACAUCUACUGGACACGGAAGGUUUCGAUACCGUUUUCGGACCGAAAAAGCAACGCAAACGACCGAAUCUAAAGGUUCGAGACCUGGCCGAUAUGUCGAAGGCGGCUGACACACAAUCCGAAAACUAUGACUCGCUGAAGGAUCACGAUUUGGAGAAGGAAGACAGUGGCGUUAAAGAUGUCGUUCGAGAUUGGGUAUUUGGUGCUGGACAAAGUAAACGAAUCUGGAAUGAAUUGCACAAGGUCAUCGACUCAUCGGACGUGCUCAUCCAAGUACUGGAUGCUAGGGAUCCUCUCGGAACGAGAUCCAAGUACAUUGAAGAGUUCAUUAAGAAGGAAAAGGCUCACAAGCAUUUGUUCUUUGUACUCAACAAAGUGGACUUGAUUCCAACGUGGGCCACUCAACGAUGGGUUGCCAUUUUAUCCGCUGAAUAUCCAACCAUAGCUUUUCAUGCAUCGCUAACACAUCCGUUCGGAAAAGGUGCGCUCAUCAAUUUACUGAGACAGAUCGGAAAGCUUCACAUCGACAAAAAGCAGAUCAGUAUAGGCUUCAUUGGUUACCCAAAUGUCGGCAAAUCGUCCGUCAUCAAUGCACUGCGUAGCAAAAAGGUUUGUAAUGUUGCACCAAUCGCUGGCGAAACGAAAGUGUGGCAAUACAUAACGCUGAUGAAGCGCAUUUUCCUGAUCGAUUGUCCGGGAGUGGUGUACCCAUCAGCCGAAACCGACACCGAAAAGGUUCUGAAAGGUGUGGUGCGUGUUGAGCUGGUCACAAAUCCAGAGGACUAUAUAGUAACGGUUUUGGAACGUUUGAGGCCCGAAUACGUUAAGAAAACGUACAAAGUGGAGAAAUGGAACGAUGCGACCGAUUUCCUCGAACAGCUGGCAAAAAAAAGUGGCAAAUUAUUCAAAGGGGGAGAUCCGGACAUCGGAUCGGUAGCCAAAAUGGUUUUGAACGAUUGGCAGAGAGGAAAACUUCCGUUCUACGUUCCACCCGAAGCAUUCGAAACGCCGUUACAGAAACCGGACACCGCAACAGAGGCGUCGACGAGCGAAGAAAAGGCAAACAUUAACAAAGAGCUGCAACAGAUCCAAGAUUUCCGUAAAAUUCGAGUCGGUUUGGAGUUCGAAGGCAAAGAUAUCAAAGAGCUGGACAAAAUCGACCUGGAAUUGUUGGAAAAACGGAAACAGGAACGACUGGACAAAAAGCGGAAGAAGAAUGACGACGACGAUGAGUCGUCUGGGAUUAGCGAUUUCUAUUCCGAAGAUGAAUACGAUCCGGAUUUAAACAAAGUGGUCCGAAAGAAGGCCAAGAAAAUGAGUAAGACCACCGUUUCGUCGAGUGUUGGCGGUUUUGACGUUGAAGACGUGGAACCAGAACAGCCGAAACCUAAGCCGAAACUGAAAUCCAAGGAACGCAGAGCCAUCGAACGGAGCGCCAAACGUAAGAAGAUCGGAAGCAAUUUCUAUGAAGUGUCCAAUGUCAAGAAUAGAAACCGAAGCAAAGCGAAGAAGGAGAAGUGAGAUUGUUAAAUUUGUCAACAAUUUUCGUUUAAUUAAUAAAAAAAUCAUUUUUAACACA